UGAUUAUGGUUGUAUCAUGUAUGGUUAAGAGUGAUUUCCUUGUCUAUUUUCCUAGUCUAUUUCUAACAAAUACCGUAUAGAUGGUAAUUUUCGUGGGGCAAAUAUUCGUGGUUUUUAUUUGAAUGUCUGACCACGAAUAUUUUACCCACAAAUGAAGCCACCUUGCUUACCUUUACCUGCAGUGCAAGCUCCAACCACGAAAAUAUUACCCACGAAUAAUUUGUCCCUCGAAAAUUACCCGCUAUAUACGGUACUCCAGAACAACAUAUGCAUGCAUUGUUCAAGCCAUUAUAUAUUAUGAUCAUUGAUAUCAUAGUGAAACUUAGUGUACUUGUUUUUCCAAACAAUAACUGAUUGUGUAUAUUGUACAUACUCAUGCGCAUGCAUGACAAUGCGUCAUGUAUAAGUCAUGUGCUUAUAACGACCCUGCAGACAAAAUAUUCAUGGCUCGGGAAUCAUUGGGGCAUCAUGUGAUGGCUAUUCUGCAUGCUGUAUAAAUGUCACAGCUAUAGCAAAUAGAACACAGUAAUUUAAUAUCUCUAUGUAAGUACACGCUAUAUAGGCCUAAAAGUAGUGUGACCCCGCAAUCAUCAUCAUCAUUAUUAUGGCUAACAAAGAAGACCGCAAAGCAGACUCCAAAAAUCCAAUAGCAGUUAGAGUCCAUCCUAUCAAUGUAGGGCAAGGAGAUGCAAUAUUACUGGAGGUUAAAUAUGAUAAAGGGUCACCCAAAAAGUGGCUGAUCGAUGGUGGCCGAGGACAAAAAUCAACAUUUUCUAACCUGAUAACAGCUCUGGGCAAGAACGAUUGCAUAUCAGGGGGAGAAGAUCGCACCUAUCAACAGAUAAAGCUUGAAUCGAUUGUCAAUACUCAUCCAGAUAAGGACCAUCAUUUAGGAAUUAAUGCACUUUUAGGUACUGGAAACAAAGAAAUUAAGUUGGGUGACCGGUUCACUGUCUGCUGUCCCAUCAUAACCACCGAGGCCGCAAGUUUGUACUACUACGAGCAAUUUUUUAAAUGCGUAUUAUACGAAGAGAAGUACAGCGGUGCAGAAAGUGAUAGCCCUAAAUUCUGGUUUCAACCAGAUGCACCUGGAAAAAAGCACUACUAUGAAUUCAAACAUCUACCUCAACUACCAACUGUAAAAGUUUGUAAAAGUUCCAGUUUCUUAAAAAUAGAGGAUUUCGAUUGGAAUGCAUCAAGUAUUCUGACAACUGUGAAGAUACCGAAGAGCAAGUACUAUUACGAUGUGGUGUUGACUGGUGACUCAAAUGGUGAUGUCAUCCUUAAUACACUUGGACUAAGGCUUGAAAAAGACAUGCCGUGUAUACGUAAGACUGUUCGCAUUUUCCAAGUGCCUCAUCACGGAAGCAAGAACAACAGUUCGUAUGAAUUCUAUAAGCAAUUUGAUGCUGACAUCUACUUUAUUAGCCAUGGAGCCCUAUAUAAUCAUCCACAUAGUGAGGUUAUCACAGGCAUUCUCUCUGCUGCUGUUGAGAAGGGAGGUAGAUUUUGUACAAUAGUAGUCACAGCGACGUGGUUUAAAGAAUCAAAAAUUAAUUACUUCUAUCGCAAGAGAAUACGCCACUGGAGGGACUUUGUUGAGAUCUACUAUUACAAUACGGGCACACCGUAUGUCACUCUGGAUUGGAGCAAGAGUCUUCCUGAGGGCUUAAUUAAGUAUACUGAACGUGAAGAAAAGGAACAGAGGAAAGGCACUGACAACCCCCUGUGUUCGAGGUGUUAUAAAAAGUGUUACCGUUGCGCUAAAAACGGCCUUUGUAAAGAGUGCCUCACAUGUAUCAUUUGUAAGGAGUUCACCGAUGAAACUGACAAGUUUACGGCUGUAUGUAAUCGAUGUGGAUCUCGAGCUCAUGCCAAUGCAGAGACAGACUGCACUCGUUAUACAAUCACUCCAAAGAACUAUUAUUGCAUCAAGUGCCGGAAAUGUACAAUAUGUAGCAAUGAUACAAAAGAAUCUACUGAUCUUGAAGUUAUCAAAUGCAAUAAAUGUAAGGCUUGUGCCCAUGUUAACUGUGUGCUAGUCAGAAAUACGCGAGACAAAAAUUCUAGUGCCUCGAUUCAUAUAUGCUGUUGGUGUGAUCUAAUAAUACACCAUGCGACCCAAUCAAUGUCACUUACUACCCAUGAUUUUAAGGAUGGAAACUGUUUUUUCAACUCCAUGGCGAUUAACAUAAAAAACGAAGCAGACAAAUUAUGGCAGCAGCACCUUGAAACAUCACUCAAGACAGAAAAUUCCAGCAUUUCAAGUUAUUUGAGACGAGUAUUGGUCCUUGAGCUCCUGGGAGCAAGGCGUCGACUCUAUGAGAAAUUCUUUCCUAAUAACUUGGACUGUGUAGAAGAAGUGAAAAAAUUUUGGAAGCUUGACAGCAGCCCGAUUGGGAAUUUUAUGCCUUACGCACUGGCAGCAGCUUUGAACUGUUCAAUUGUAAUUUAUUUCAAGGAUUCGAACCGUGAUCCAUUGACAAUUGGGCCCACAGAAGGUUAUACGAUACCAACAGCUUAUCUUACUUACAGUCCAGAUGGCUCUGGACGUUAUGAUGCUCUGGACUUGUAAAGUUGGCAACCUAAUUGUUAUUUUGGAGACAACCUGGCCUGGAAACGAGGCUAUAAUUAUAGUAGAUGUGUUGAUUGAAGCUAUCAACCAGUAAAUAUCACUAUGCUAAAAAUACUGUACAUGCAAGUGUUAUUAAUGUAUAAAUAAUAAUUUUUGCGUAAUAAUUAUAGCACAUGUUGAAAGUUAUAUUUAGUCUUGUGAUACCAGCCGGUUCUUAUUAAUAACCGUCUGGUUACUCUGAGCAUACUGUUCUGGCGUCUAGGAAUGUAAUCAU
Molecule: messenger RNA, 2849 nt
Organism: Halichondria panicea
Lineage: Eukaryota; Metazoa; Porifera; Demospongiae; Suberitida; Halichondriidae
Exons: 3
Coding region: 605-2575 (656 amino acids)
Source: RefSeq, a predicted model, not a curated record